AGGGGCAUCGCUGGGCCCCCAUGGUGACCAAGGGACAUGGGGACAGAGGGGAACUGUUUGUACCCCAUUUAGUGUCCCAAGAGAAGCGAAGGUUCACGCCAACCCCAGGAGAGGAGCCUCGGGAAGGGGACCAUCAUCUGCCCCUUUAGGAGGACCAGAGUGGAACUAGAUUGGCUUGUGCAAGCAUUCAAGUGGCCGUUAUCAUCGACUUGAUAAGAGGAUGGCUAUUUGAUCCAUCCGGACCUCUGGGGGGAUGGCGCUGAUUGGGCCCGGUCUUCUGGUGGUGUUGGCCUUGUGGGUCGGGCUGAAUGUCCAGGCUGAGCACACCAAGCAGGCUCGUGUUCCUCUGAUCCCCCAUCGGCCGUUUGUGGUUGUUUGGAACGCCCCCACCGAAUCCUGUCGGCUUCGCUUCAAGGUGGACUUGGACCUUAGCGUCUUCGACAUUGUGGCGAACCUCAACGAAACCCUCAGUGGACCAAAUGUCACCAUCUUCUACCAUAGCCACUUGGGGUACUAUCCUUACUACUCCAGUACGGGGAUCCCCAUCAAUGGAGGUCUGCCUCAGAACCAGAGUCUCUCCAAACAUCUGAGCAAAUCCAGGGCCGACAUCGACAAGCUCAUCCCACACAAGGACUUCCGGGGCCUGGGCGUCAUCGACUGGGAGAACUGGAGGCCCCAAUGGGUCCGUAACUGGGGUUCCAAAGACAUCUACCGGAACAAAUCCAAGGAGCAGAUCCGGAAGUUGCACCCGAGCUGGCCGGAGAGCAAGGUGGAGAUGGAGGCCAAAGAAGCCUUUGAAAGUGCGGGACAAGGCUUCAUGAACGCCACCUUGCUUCUGGCCGAAGGCCGCCGUCCUGACGGCCUCUGGGGUUUCUACUUGUUUCCCGACUGCUACAACUACGGGUACAAGCAGCACCCGCAGCGAUACACCGGAGAGUGUCCCAACGUGGAGCACGUCCGCAACGACCACCUGAUGUGGCUGUGGAGGGAGAGCACGGCUCUGUACCCUUCCAUCUACCUGGACCACGAGCUCAAGUCUUCGGCCAACACCGUCAAAUUCGUCCACUACCGUGUUAAAGAGGCCAUGAGGAUCGCAUCCAUCGCUCGGGCCGACUUCACACUACCCGUGUUUGUGUACUCCAGACCGUUCUACGCCUACACCUUUGUGGUCCUCUCUGAGAGCGACCUGGUCCACACUAUUGGGGAGAGUGCAGCUUUAGGAGCAGCAGGAGUGGUGCUUUGGGGCUCCUCAGAAUAUGCCAGAACUCAGAGAAACUGCCUGGCGGUAAAGAAGUACAUCGACGGUCCCCUCGGCCACUACAUCAUCAACGUCACCUCCGCUGCCAAGCUGUGCAGCAAGGCUUUGUGCAAGAAGAACGGCAGGUGCGUCCGCAAGAGCCUGGAGUCGAGCGCCUACCUCCAUCUCAACCCCCGGUUCUUCCGCAUCCGCCGCAACCCGGGCCUGAGAGGCCCGCGCUUCCACGUCAGCGGCCACCUGAACAACCACGACAUCCUGGACAUGAAACACAAGUUCACCUGCCAGUGCUACCAAGGCUGGACGGGGGUCUACUGUGAAAUGCCCCAGUCUCCGCCUCUUCCUCCUCCUCCUAUCCAGCCCAUGCCCCACCCCAGGGACAACGGUUUGCUCGGAGACAUCCUGAUUAUCCUGUCCCUGCACUUCUCCUGUCUGUGUGUCAUCAUGUUUCUGGGACUGUGUCUUAUUAUCAAGUGUUUGAUAUUGUAGAGAUUGGAACGGCUCCGAGCCCU
Messenger RNA from Osmerus eperlanus (European smelt), 1767 nucleotides. RefSeq names its product hyaluronoglucosaminidase 6 (gene hyal6). The transcript has 4 exons. Gene Ontology annotation, molecular function: hyalurononglucosaminidase activity. Lineage: Eukaryota; Metazoa; Chordata; Actinopteri; Osmeriformes; Osmeridae. The coding region runs from base 254 to 1744 and encodes 496 amino acids. Gene Ontology annotation, biological process: hyaluronan catabolic process; carbohydrate metabolic process. Gene Ontology annotation, cellular component: cytoplasmic vesicle. The record is from RefSeq and is a predicted model, not a curated record.